AUGGAUCUCUCAAGUCUUCGAGUCAAGGACCUUACAGAAAUCUGCCGUAAUUUUGGUAUUCGUACAAGUGGUCGAGAAAAGCCACAACACGGAACUAAAAGAAGCUUAAGCACCAAUUAUACAUGCAGCAAUAAGAAACUGAAGAAUGAGAAGGAGGACAAUGUUGCAAUUGACGCAGUGUUUACACGGUUUCUAGAUUUAGAAGCAGAAGAGGUGUCAAUAACGGACGAAGGGAUUCUGGCAUUUUGUGAUGCAUUGGGAAUCGAUGCACAGGAUCCAGUGAUGUUGGCUUUAAGCUGUGCCAUGGAAGCUGAAACGAUGGGCGUAUUUACACGCACCGAGUUUCGACGUGGGAUGCACAAGCUGCAUUGUCACUCGAUUGAGGAUUUACGUGAUCAGAUUCCGACUUUACGUAGUCAAUUGCAUGAUCGUGCGCAGUUCUCUGCUAUUUAUUCGUUUACAUUUGGGUUUUCAAAAGAUCCUGCCCAAAAGAGUUUAGCGUUGGAACUGGCCAUAGAACUUUGGAACUUUUUGCUCCCUGGACAUUUCCACUGGCACCGCCACUGGCUGCAGUAUGUUCGAGAGCAUUCACGAAGUGUUGUAUCGAAAGACCUGUGGCUUCAGGUGCUGGACUUUGGCCUCCAGAUUAAACCGGACUUAAGCAACUUUGAUGAGAAUGGAGCGUGGCCCGUGCUACUGGACGAUUUCGCAGCACACAUGCGGGAACUCAUUACCAAAAAAGGACUUUCGGUCGUGCAACAGGAAGAGAAUACCAUGUCUACAGAAAUUGAUAAAACUGACGACGCUGAGAGCAUGCUUGUGGAUGACUAG
Peronospora belbahrii is the source of this 831-nucleotide messenger RNA. NCBI's taxonomy places the organism in Eukaryota, Oomycota, Peronosporomycetes, Peronosporales, Peronosporaceae. The record is from the annotation of a GenBank genome assembly.